Helicoverpa armigera (cotton bollworm) is the source of this 787-nucleotide messenger RNA. RefSeq names its product brain-specific homeobox protein homolog. The record is from RefSeq and is a predicted model, not a curated record. Gene Ontology annotation, biological process: regulation of DNA-templated transcription. Gene Ontology annotation, molecular function: DNA-binding transcription factor activity, RNA polymerase II-specific; DNA binding. The transcript is spliced from 5 exons. Lineage: Eukaryota; Metazoa; Arthropoda; Insecta; Lepidoptera; Noctuidae. The coding region runs from base 12 to 761 and encodes 249 amino acids.
CAAAAAAAAAAAUGGAUCCAGAAACUCGAAGCGAAUCACCAUCGGACACGAAUCGCCAUGAACAGUCUUCAAAAACAUCAUUUUUAAUUGAAGAUAUAUUAUACCGGAGCCAUGAUAGUCGAAACUUCAAAACGCCCGAACAGAGAAGAUUUGACUACGAUAGAGACCCGAAACCUUUUUUUCCCGUACCGGGGGAAAUGAGACCCCAUGUCCCUGGUAGAGAAGGGUCCUAUCUGCAAGUCGCUAUGGGGGCUUUGGGAGCUUAUUUGCAUACUCCUAAUACGUAUAAGGCUGUGGAAACUCCGUAUUUUCUUUCACAAGGAGUCCCAUAUCACGCACUAUUCACACCUUCAGAAUUAUCUCUAUCGGCACUGAAACAUUGUCGGCGGAGGAAAGCUAGGACGGUUUUCUCGGAUCCACAACUAACAGGUCUAGAAAAACGCUUCGAAUCCCAGCGGUACCUCUCAACUCCUGAGCGCGUGGAGUUAGCUGGAGCCCUCAAUCUCUCGGAGACGCAGGUGAAGACCUGGUUCCAGAACCGACGGAUGAAGCACAAGAAGCAGAUGAGGAAACAGCAGCAGCAACGAGGUGAGGCAACAGCAGUCGAUUUCACCACAAAACAUUCAGCCACGCACUCUGAUAGUCGGAAAGCGGAAAACUCAAGAAUAUCGACAGAUUCGGACACAGAACACAGUGACAGCGACAUCGAUAUUGUCGGCGAAUCGACAUACGCACAACACUACUCUUCUAACAACACGUAAAGGUCUAUUUAAGCGUUAAUAUUGUA